This is a messenger RNA of Trifolium pratense (red clover), 882 nucleotides long. Its product is annotated as 21 kDa protein-like. The coding region runs from base 63 to 671 and encodes 202 amino acids. The record is from RefSeq and is a predicted model, not a curated record. NCBI's taxonomy places the organism in Eukaryota, Viridiplantae, Streptophyta, Magnoliopsida, Fabales, Fabaceae. Gene Ontology annotation, biological process: negative regulation of catalytic activity. The transcript has a single exon. Gene Ontology annotation, molecular function: enzyme inhibitor activity.
UCAUUCUCAAUUUUCAUCAUCACCCCAAGUCCCAAGAUAUAGAAUAAAAUAGGAAGAAAAAAAUGGAAGCAAUUUCUUCAAAGAUCCUUCUCAUAAUUUUUUCCUUUGGUUUAAUCAUACACUCUAUCCAAGCAAAUGAAAGACCAUACCAACAAUCCAACAAAUUAUUCAUUAGAAAUACAUUAUUCAUUAGAAAUUCUUGUCGCUCCACAUCUUAUCCAAGACUAUGCUAUGUCUCCCUAUUGAAGCAUGCUCAUUUCAUUCAAACAAAUCACAUGCUUUUAACGGGCGCGUCUCUAAAUGUGACUCUUGCAGCGGCGAAAUCAACUUCGGCUUUGAUAUCAACGCUCGCUAAAAGCCAUGGGUUGAAGCCAAGAGAGGUUGCGGCUAUGAAGGAUUGUGUUGAAGUGCUAAGUGAUUCUUUAGAUGAACUCCGAAGGUCUAUCAAUGAAAUGAGUCAUAUUAGGGCUUCAAAUUUUGAGCUAACGAUAAGCGAUGUACAAACUUGGGUUAGUGCUGCUUUGACGGAUCAGAGCACUUGUACCGACGGAUUCGAAGAGAUCAAUUCCAAGGGCAAUAUUAAGACAAUAGUGAGAAGGAUAAUUGUACAAGUAGCUCAAAUGACUAGCAAUGCUUUGGCUUUGAUAAAUAAACUUGCCACUUCUAAAUAAACUUGCCAUUUUACAUGAUUAAAGUAGCUCAAUUAAGGUCUAUAGUUUUUGCAGCUUCAAAAUUGGAGCAUUGUUGAUGUAAUUGAUGUUGCAUAUUCUCAAGUUAUGCAGCAUCAAAGUUGGUAUACUUCAACUCAAUUAGUGCGCAUAAGAUUGUAAAUUUGUAGCCAUUAAUUAUUGAGAUUUAUGCCAACCACACAAGUGAGUGAAA